Dermatophagoides pteronyssinus (European house dust mite) is the source of this 1657-nucleotide messenger RNA. RefSeq lists its product as uncharacterized. NCBI's taxonomy places the organism in Eukaryota, Metazoa, Arthropoda, Arachnida, Sarcoptiformes, Pyroglyphidae. The record is from RefSeq and is a predicted model, not a curated record. Gene Ontology annotation, molecular function: olfactory receptor binding. Gene Ontology annotation, biological process: protein targeting to membrane; protein insertion into membrane.
UUUGGAUGGUUCAUUCGGAUUUUAUAUUUGAAUGGAUGAUGAUCGGGCAGUUCACUUGCAUUUUCAUUAUAAAUCAGAAAAGUAUAGGAAAUUUUGUUAAACUUCAAACUUAUUUUCACAGCAAUGUUUCAUUCAACAAUGAUCAUACCGGCAUCGUCAUAUAGUCAACAACAACAACAACAAUAUUCAUCCAUAAUUUUACAUCAUCAUUAUCAUCACCAUCAUCUUUGGCAUCAUGCUUAUCAACAACAGCAUUUGUCAUCAUCGAAUGCUGUGAUGAUGCUGUUGCAGCCACCAACUUCGAAUGUUUCGAAUGUUCAGCUUACAUAUCCGGCUAAUUCUACUCAUUUUGCGACUAUUGCGACAUCAUCGAAUCCCAAAUCAAAAUAUCAAAACUCAACAGCAACAAAUUCUCCACCAACUAGAAUUCCACCGCCAGAAUCAUCAUGUUCAUCAUCAUCAUGUAAUUCAUCGUUAUCGGGUAAAUCAACCCCUUAUUAUGGUGGUUAUGGUUCCCAACCAUCAUCACCAUCAUCAUCAUUAUCGACGUUUGAUGAUUCAGCGAUGAUGAUACACCCAGCACCCUGUUUAAUACCAUCAUUUACAACAACGUUAAUGGAUAGCCAUUCUUCCUUAAUAGCACCACAAUUUUCUUUUGCUUCUAAUCAACCUUUGACAACAACAGUAUCAUCGACAUCGAUCAAUCCAUCACCACCACCUUUAUUACCACCAACAAUUUAUCAUCCCACAGCAAUACCUUCGCUGAAAACAUCAUUAAAAGAAUUAUAUGCUGAUUUAGGCGUCUAUUACAAUCCGGUGCCAUGGAAUCAAUCAUUCGGUAUGGAACGAGUAUGGAUGUCGGAAUUUCGACGAAUAUUUUCACAAUUUUCAACCGAAUUAUGGUCCAUACAACCGGUGGAUAAGAAACCAACAACCCAUUCUAAUAUUCGUCUGCACAUGUUUGUCGAUUCGGCUAAAGUUCGUUUCUGUUGUGAGCGUUGUUCGCAUAGUUGGACAUCAAUGAAAGGCCGUAUAGUAUUUUGGUUUAAUUUAUUACAACCCAAUUUCAAAUGUGGAAUCGUUGCCAUUAAAUUGUUUGGACAACGAUGUGAUUCAUGCAAUAGAGAUAAUUCAUUCGAACAACCAAUGUGGUAUCCCGAGGAAGUUACCAAGGUUCUAAUGAAUCUAUAUAAUCGUGUUGGACAAAUAUUUUAUGGAUUUGAAAAGACUAAAUAUGAACGACAACGACGAAUGGGUAAACCACGACAACAACACAAUAAAUCAUUAUGUCAAGCAUGUCAGGAAGGUAUUUGCCUGAAUCGAUCAUCAAACAGAUCAAAUAACGAUAACAAUGAUGAUGAGGAGGAUGAUGAACUUAAUGAUGAGCUUAACCCUCAAUCUCAACAGCAACAAAACAACCAUGAUGAUUAUGAUGAUCAACAACCAAUCGAACCAGAAUUGAAAGAAACAUCAGAUAACAAUCAUAAUGAUGAGGAUGAUCAGGAAAGUGAAGAUAGCGGAGUGAAUGAUACGAGAAGUAUCGAUUCAAAUGAUGAUUCUCAUCAUACAGGUUUAUCAUCGUCAAUAUCCUGAUCACACAAAACGAAAUCAGCUAGCAAAUAUAAAAUGAUGAUAUAAAUAAAUAAUUAUUCAAUUC